Molecule: messenger RNA, 1580 nt
Organism: Diorhabda carinulata
Lineage: Eukaryota; Metazoa; Arthropoda; Insecta; Coleoptera; Chrysomelidae
Product: luciferin sulfotransferase-like
Exons: 8
Coding region: 530-1480 (316 amino acids)
Biological process (GO): sulfation
Cellular component (GO): cytoplasm
Molecular function (GO): sulfotransferase activity
Source: RefSeq, a predicted model, not a curated record
CGUGGAUAAAGUAUAGACUCGCGUCUAAUGAGUUAGUAUUCACUCGUUGAUUUAUUCAAAUCGCUAGCGAUCGUAGCAGUAACCUUAACUUCGUGAAUAAUAACCUUUAUUAUACAUUCGUGAAUAAUCUUCUAAUAUAUAAAAUUCUCGUGAAGCGGGGUUAGUGGUUAAACUCCUCCGAAACGGCUUUCCCGAUUCUUAUGAAAUUUUGUGUGCAUAUUGGUUGUCCCCGCUAGAUGUUUACCUGGGUCACCUCUCAUCCAGCAAACAUCACGGAGUAGGGAUGAGAAGGAAGCCGGUCUCCUGUCUCAAUAUACAGUUUUCGGCCAUUUUUUUUUGGUUUCAUUUGUGGCUUAGAUUUGGAGACACCAUGCUUUUCCCAUGGACAACUAUAUGUGGCAUGUUCUCUCGUGGGAAAACCAUCCAGUUUGUUUGUGUUGGCUAAAGACGGACUAACCAAGAAUAUUGCACACUCUAUUGCGCUAAGAGGUUAAUUUUUUUUUCAACUGCCAUAAUUGAUAGUUACAAUAUGAGAGAAAAAUCUGGAUUUCUCCAGGUGGGGCCAAAAAAAUGGUUCUUUCCUAGUGGAUACAAACGUGAAGCAGAGCAUCUAUAUAAUUUCGUUGCAAGGCCGACUGAUGUUUUUAUUGUCACAUUUCCAAGGUCAGGCACAACGUGGACUCAAGAGCUAGUUUGGUUGUUAGCAAAUGAUUUGGAUUAUGAAACAGCCAACAAGGUUCUACUGGCGCAGAGGUUUCCUUUUUUAGAAUUUAGCUGUUUUGUACACAAGGAAGUCAAGGCCAAUCUUUUAAAAGUAAACCAGUUCGACCCACCCAGUUGUAAAUUGAUUGAAACACUCGAUUAUCCUUCUUGGAAAUACCUGGACACUAUAAAGGAGAACCGUUUCAUAAAAACUCAUUUACCAUUCAGUUUGUUACCAUCAAAUUUACUCAACGCUGGAUCCAAGGUUAUUUACGUAGCAAGACAUCCAAAAGAUGUUGCAGUAUCUUACUACCAUUUGAACCGAACUUAUGUAACACAAGGAUACGUAGGGGAUUUCAAAAAUUUCUGGAAAUACUUCCAAAGUGGUUUAGUUGCAUGGGGACCAUAUUGGGAGCAUCUCAAAGAAGGAUGGAGCCGGAGACAUGAAAAGAACGUUCUAUUCUAUUUUUAUGAAGAUAUGAAAAAGAAUCCGAUAGCGACUUUCAGAAAGUUGGCCACGUUUUUGGGAAAAAAUUAUUCGGAUGAAGAAUUAAGUAUUCUGGAAAAUCAUCUUAGGAUUGAUAAUUUCAAAAAUAACAAAUCAGUCAACAACGACGAACACAGAAACAUCGGUUUAAUCGCUAAUGGUGAGGAAAGUUUCAUUAGAAAAGGAGUUAUUGGAGGAUGGACUACUUAUUUCGAUGAAAACUUAUCUCAAGAAGCAGAUAGAUGGAUUGAAGACAACCUACGGAGUAGUAAUAUUGUGUUGCCUUAUUAAGAUUCAUCUAACUGUAUGUGAUAUAAGUGAUAUAUAUAUAUAUAUAUAUAUAUAUAUAUAUAUAUAUAUAUAUUAUUAAUAAAAAUUUAGUUAAUAGAUA